Leptinotarsa decemlineata (Colorado potato beetle) is the source of this 2979-nucleotide messenger RNA. RefSeq names its product major facilitator superfamily domain-containing protein 9. NCBI's taxonomy places the organism in Eukaryota, Metazoa, Arthropoda, Insecta, Coleoptera, Chrysomelidae. Gene Ontology annotation, biological process: transmembrane transport. Gene Ontology annotation, molecular function: transmembrane transporter activity. Gene Ontology annotation, cellular component: nuclear envelope. The record is from RefSeq and is a predicted model, not a curated record.
CACUUCAUAUAGGAACAAUUGGUUCCAGUGUAAAUUUGCUUGUUUCUGAAAACGAAUCUACUGGUGCAUAAUAUAAUGAUUCUGGUUCUGAACACGCUUUUUGCUAUGGAGUUCCUGAAGGGCUCCAUAGACAUGGCAGUCUUCACAAAACAUGUUUUGUCAUUGGGAGGAUCAAAUGCUUUCAUUGGGGUGCUUGGAACAUGCGUUGCAUUUAUAGGCUUCAUAUGGAAACCGAUUGCGGGGCAAAUGAGUGAUUCCAAGGGAGCUACACGAGUAUUACCAUGGUGUCUCUUUACAAAUGCGUUUGGAGCUAUGUUGAUAGGAUACGCGACAUCACUAAAUUUAAUUUGCCUAGGAAAAGUAUUAUGCGUAUUUGGAUCAUGCGUGCCAUCAUUACUAAACACCGUCCUCACAACACUGAAAAAGGAAGACCGAACUAAAGUUUUGAACAAAAUGAAUAUAUCAGCCGGUCUAGCAAUAAUGAGCGGUGGAUUGACCGGAGGAUAUAUUAGCGAUUUUGGAGUAAUUUAUGCUUAUUUAUUUACUUCGACAUUGUGCUACCUAUCUAUAAUAUUAACACGUCAACUCCCAGAAACUGGCCCGAGCAAAAAGGAAGAUGAGACGGCACAAAACAAAGGUUUCCAGGAACAUAUGAAGUCAACUUUGAAUAAUCUGAGGAAUAUAAUCACAUCAGACAGAUACUGGGAUGUGUUUGCUAUCAAAGGAUGUUUAGAAAUGAUUUAUUCACUGCUUCAAAAAAGUAUUGUCUACUUGUGGAUUGUUUUGCAUCAUCUGAGUGGCAAACAAAUGGGUUUGACAUUAGCUUUCUCAAGCUCAUUCGGUAUGAUAACGAAUCUCGCGAUGAUAAAAUUAAACAAAAUCAUUUAUCCCAGUGACGAUUCUUUCGUUAAACUGAAACAUGGAAGUUUACUGAUGACAUUAUCAUUCAUGGGUUUCUAUUUGACCACAAAUUUCAAGCUACAUAUCUUUUUUGGGAUUACGGCUAGUAUGUCAAGGGCCAUCAUGGAACCAGCCAUAAUGGGUCUGAUGCUGGAAAAGGUAGAAGGAAGCAACAAAGGUGUGGUGAUGAGCUCUUUCGAUAGUCUUCGGUCGCUCAUUGAAAUUUGUAGUCCUCUGUUGAUGGGUGUUCUCGUAGAAGUUCUAGGACCACAAGGAGUAUUCCUGUUUAGUGCUUUUUUGGCAAUUGUUGUACUCAGUAUCAGCAUCUUGAGAAAACAUUGAGGUGAUGACUGUCAAAAUUAUGGAGGCGCAAAAGAGACCCAAAUUUUUUUAUAUGUUUCCUGGCAGUUUCAAAUUUCGAUAAAUGUCGACUUUAAACUUGAAAUUUCGAGAUUGAGGUCAAAAUUUCGACUCCUACCUCAAAAUUUUGACUUCAAACUUGAAACUUCGAGAUUUAAGUCCAAAUUUCAAGUUGAGAAAUGAAAUUUUGAGUUCUGUUUAUUAGUACCUAGUAUCAAAAUUUCAGAAUGAAACAUUUUGUAUAGAAUGAAAUAUUUUCAAAUUGAAAUAGGAAGUAGAAUCAAAAAUGUUUUCUAAACUUUGAAUAAACAUGUAUAUCUGAUAUAUACAAAAACUACGACUUACUUACUGACUCACUAACUGACUUACUGACCGACUCGCUGACUGACUGACUGACUAACUCGCUGACUAACUCACCGAUUGUCUCACUGACUCACCUACCAACUGACUGACUCACUGACUCAGCGACUGACUCGGCAACUGACCCACUGACUGAAUAUUUUAGUUAUGGAUUUUCAUCAAGUAUCGGCCAAUUCCAUCAUAUAAACUGACUGACUCACCGACUGACUCACCGGCUGACUGACUCGGCAACUGACCCACUGACUGAAUACUUUAGUUAUGGAUUUUCAUCAAGUAUCGGCCAAUUCCAUCAUAUAAACUGACUGACUCACUGACUGACUCAUCGGCUGACUCACUGACUCACCGACUGACUGACCCACUGAACUGAAUAUGUGAGGUUAUUUGAAAAUACGAGUACUGCAAUAUUUGUAUUUUGGCUUGAGGUUUACGACUGAUGGACGCUUUUUAGGAUUGAAAAGUUUUUUCAAUUGUUCUAGGUUUUUGUGUUCCACGUAAUUCGAACAAUCAAAUGUUUAUUGACUAUAUUCUGCAUGAAUCACAAUUUACGUUGUUACCUUGAAGAAUUGUCAACGCUGUACCGUAAAUCAAAUAACAUUAUUUUGGAAAAGCUUCACAUCCGAAUGAAAUCACGUAGGUCAUGUUUGAUAAGCAUAAAAAAUUAAACACAUUUUGAACUUUUUUUAACCCACUUAGCAUUUAUAGCCGCACCAUUAACUGAAGCUAUAAUCAGAAUACAAAAUCACAAUAUAAAAAAUAAAAUAUAAAAUAGUGUUAGACGUCACUGAAAAAAUUGUGCAAAAAAUAUUAAUCACGUAUCAAAGGUUUACAAAGUAGGAUUUUUCGAAUGAUGGGUUCUGAUAACGCGAACAAAACACGUUAUCUAUCAACUUUUGACCUGAAGAAUUAAUAUUUAUAAGCAAAUCCAUUAUCAUUUCAUUAUGGAUUCAACAAAACGUUAGUCAAUUUAAAGUUGGCCAUACACAUAAAGAUAUAUCGAAUUGAAGAAUGAAUAUUUUCAGUUUUUUGGUAAACUAUUUUCGGCUUUAUUAUUCGCUGUCACUGUAUAAAAAAUAUGGACACUUCCAAAGAAAGAAAGUGAUCAACUUCACAGAUGAACUCUUCACAAAAAUAUGUACAUCCACAUGAGUUUUCGCCAGUUACAAAAUUAAAGAAAAAGUCCUACACUCAUACGAACAUUAGAUUAUUCGGAAAUCCCUUUUUUUCAAAGGAACUUGGAAUAUUUUCAAUUUUGGUUAGAAAAGUGGAUGUUGUCAUGAUUUCAUUUCGAUCUAAUAGAGCUUUGAGCAGAUACUUUAUUACCUGGAGAAUGUGGGUUAACAAUAAAUUUGUUGUUCGUAA